UUAAUUUGACAUUUGCUCAGGAGAGCACGAGAGAGCGCAAAAGUCAUGUCCAUAGCUCAACACAGUUGUUACCUAUAAAUUUGCAACUCAAAAAUGAAGUGGAUUUUUAGUGCUUGUUUUUUAUUUUUAAGCGUCACACAAAGAUCAGUAUUCGGCGUUAGACCGUUAAGUAGAGCGAAGGACAUAAUAAGUCUAGAAAUAGAGCCAGUGAAAUAUGAACCGUCUAAAACGUUUCUGGAAGAAGGUGUUACGAAGAAAAUAACUUGCAAAGGAUCUCACGAAUUUCAAAAGCUAGAAUGGUACGAUCCGUCGGGCAACUUAGUAAAAAAGGAGCCUUCUAACAGGGUUUACGUUCAGGAACGUAUCGGCACGUUUCUAAAGAGACGCUCACCUACCCUGGACCUCGUGUUCACGCAUGUCCUGCUGAAAGACAGCGGUGUAUGGGAAUGUAGAGCUGGUAAUAUGAUACAGGAGGUUCCUCUGUGUGUCAUGGUUCCCUCUGAGUUCGUGGAGACUCAGAACGAGAUAGCAAUAGAUGCUGGACGCUCCAUCACACUCUCCUGCCAAGCCACAGGCGACCCUGAACCUAAGAUUGAGUGGUAUAGAGAUGGACAACUUAUAGUUGGUGAUGACGAAAAGCUUUACACAAGUACGAAAUACAACCACCAUGGGUUUGAAGGUCUUCUGACCAUCAAGUCGUUGACCCCUGAGGACGGAGGGCAAUAUAUCUGCAAAGCCACUCAGGAGUAUCCAGAACUAGAUACCUGCAGUCAUAGUGUAAUGACUGAUAUCACUUUAAAUGUUAAUUAUCAACCUAACUUUGAAAGGAAGUUGGAAACGACGUAUGUUUUUGCACAAUAUAAUAAAAGCGUGCAAUUAGUGUGUGCACCAAAGGCAUAUCCGGCACCAAAAUUCAGGUGGUUUCGUGACAAUGGAGCUAUAUUGACUGAAUAUUCUGACAAAGAGUUCAAAGUCUCAGAUGACGGUAGCCAGAGCACUCUGAUCCUCAUAGCCAACUCAUCGUCCUUCGACAAGAAGUUCAGAUGCCAUGCACAAAACAUUUAUGGUGAAGAUGCUCAACAAUUUCAAUUGUUGGAGCUGCAGAAACCGGCUAGACUUAACGAGAUAAACAUUGUAAAUGCAACUGACGACACAAUCAUAUUUAAUGUCACUUGGCACGAUGAAGAUGAUUAUUUCCCUGUUGAAGGUUUUCAAAUAUUAUAUUUGGAGAAGACAACUACAGGACAACCGAGAGACAGAGCUUGGAAUCAUGCGGAAAAACUUAGUUUUGAGCUUACGGAUAAGGAUAUAUUUGAGAUGGAGAACUUACUGAUCCCAUUAAGCGGUUUGGAAGAAGAAACAGAAUAUUGGGUUAAACUCCGAGCUGUGAACGACUUAGGAGUGUCUCCGUGGUCGGCUCCUGUUCUUGCAAGUACUUUGUCUAGAGAAGAACUAGAUAAUUUAGAAGAAGAUGAUUUUCCUAUAGAAGACGCGUUUCUAAGCAAUGUACCUGUUUUCGGUCAGUCUGUUGGUGUAUUUGUCGGUAUCCUACUCACAUGUAUAAUUGUCAUCGCUGGCGCAAUUUGCAUCUUUUUUGUUAAGAGAUUGUAAGGCAUUGUUGCUUUAUUAUUAUUUGAAAUAAAUGGCUUCACUAUUAGUUUUGGGUUUUCGUUUAGAUGCUUCGAAUUAUAAAAGGGACUCUUGAAGUUAAUGGUCCAAUUUCUUUUAAUGAUUUUAACGAUUUGAAAAAUAUUUGUUGUCAGUAGGUAUAUUAACAUUAAACACAUAUUAACAGUAUAUUAGUGAAAGGAGGUCCUUGUUGGUUAUAUUCGAUAUUUAAAUGAUGUCAUAAAAUAAAACAAAUUAUACGAAUAAGUAUAUGA
This is a messenger RNA of Pectinophora gossypiella (pink bollworm), 1883 nucleotides long. RefSeq names its product Down syndrome cell adhesion molecule homolog. The transcript has 10 exons. The record is from RefSeq and is a predicted model, not a curated record. Bases 94 to 1611 code for a protein of 505 amino acids. Gene Ontology annotation, molecular function: protein binding. Lineage: Eukaryota; Metazoa; Arthropoda; Insecta; Lepidoptera; Gelechiidae.